GUUUACUUUUCGACUUCCUUCAUUGGCUGAACGGCAUUUUCUUCACUUGAAAUCUGUGACGAGCAGUCUACUGCUUCAUGUGUGAGGCUUUUGAAGGAUUAACAUGCAAAUUGGCUAAAACUCGUAGGUGUUUAAAACAACAACAUCGCAUACGUGGUCUUUUUCUUGAGAACAACUGCAGGAUGAGAGAGUGGUGGAUCCAGGUUGGGCUUCUGACAGUGCCACUUAUUGCUGUCUAUCUCCACAUACCACCACCUUUACUCUCCCCAGCACUUAAUUCCUGGAGAAAUUCUGGAGCUUUCUUUCGAUUCAAAGGAAAUAAUAUUUUUUAUAGAGAUUCUCCAGGUGCAGUUGGAAGUUCUGAUGCAGUAUUACUUUUACAUGGUUUUCCAACUUCAAGUUAUGACUGGUUCAAGGUAUGGGAUGGUCUGAUCCAGAGAUUUAAUAGAGUCAUUGCACUGGAUUUCCUUGGCUUUGGUUUUAGUGAUAAGCCUAGGCCGCAUCGUUAUUCAAUAUUUGAGCAAGCAAACAUUGUGGAAAGCCUGAUUGAUCACUUAGGCCUGAGAAACCAAAAAAUAAAUAUUCUUUCUCAUGAUUAUGGAGAUACAGUUGCACUGGAAUUACUCUUCAGCAUGAGACUGUUGAUACAGGUUGACCACAAUUCAUCAAGCCACUUAAUGAUUAAAAGCCUGUGCUUGUCAAACGGAGGUAUUUUUCCUGAAACUCAUUAUCCCAGAUUCUUACAAAAGCUUCUCAAAGAUAGUGGUUUUCUCUCUCCUUUAUUAACCAGGCUUAUGAAUUUUGUCCUUUUCAAAAAAGGGAUUGGUGCUGUAUUUGGUCCCUACACACAACCUACAGAUGAGGACUUCUGGGAUAUGUGGACAGGGAUUCGAGUCAAUGAUGGAAACCUUGUAAUGGACAGUAUUUUACAGUAUAUUAAUCAAAGACUCAAGUAUAGAGACCGAUGGGUUGGGGCUCUUACUAAUACUGCAGUACCACUGCAUUUCAUUUACGGACCAUUAGAUCCUGUGAAUCCUCACCCUGAAUUCAUUACUCGUUAUCAGGAGAUUGUUCAGCGUUCUACUGUAUCAGUCCUUGAUAAUCAUAUAAGUCACUACCCACAGCUGGAAGACCCUACCGGCUUUCUGAAGUCUUAUCUUAAUUUCAUUAACUCUUUUUAGAACUGUCUCAUUUAUGCUAACAUGUUUCAGAUGAAACAGAGAAAUUAUUAUUUAUUUAUGGUAUGGUGCGAUUAAGAUUAUUACAGAAGAGAUUUAUACUCAAGUGAAAUAUUUUUAUAACGUGUAAUUUUCAUUAGUUCUAUUUUAUUUCUACUCAUUCGUGAAAUACUCUGUUUAAACAAAUGUAAAUGCAAUAAUGCUCCAGUCAUUCUUCAAACACACUAAAUGUAGUAAUUUUUAUUUUGUUAGAUUUUACAAAGUGUUAAAGAAAGCCUAGAACUAUUUUAAGCUUCCUCAUUGUGAGGAGUGGUGCUAUCUGAUGACUAUAUUUAAUUUUUUCAAAUGAUAAUGAUUUUUCAUAAAAACAUAUCUGCUUCUGUGAUAGUGACAUAAAUAGAAAAAAGCGAGCACAGCAUUUAUAUUUACACAGACAUACAGCUGUAUGCAAAAGUUUUGCAGACCUUUAAUCUAACUGCAUGCCACUCAAAAUCCUUAUGUAAAAGUAGAUAACACGUUCCCUUUAAACUAACACUGGCAUAUUUUAAUUUAUUUCCUGAAUUUAAAGAUUGGCAAUAGCAAAAACAGUAAAUAUGGAAAACAAAGAAGUUUAGGAAUCAUGUCAGUCAGUACUUAGCUUUGGCUUUAAGAAAUUGUAGCCAAAGGAGUGUAAUUUCUUGGUUUGUGGUUUUUCCCCACAGAUUCAAUAGCAAGUCUGUUGACACUAAAGGCAUUUCAGAACCUUCAUCUUUUGUUCCUUAAGUACUUGUCAGUUGGUUUUUUGGUCUGCUUUGUAUUGCUGAAAUCUCAUCUAUCUUUUCUAUUUCAUUGACUCUGGGACAAUAGCUUCUGGAAUGUGUCGAUAUUUAGUUGAAUCCUUUCUUCCAUCCACACCAGGGAGGUAUUACACAAAGUGCGGUUAUGAAAUAGAGAAUUAGCUAAGUGAACCUCACGAGAGUAAUUUGUUUUCCAAUCAAAGCUCACUCAUUUCAGUGAACACAAAAUGUUCAUUAACUCAAGAUUGACAAUCCACCAUUAUGUUCACAAUUGUGAAAUUUAUGCAGUCCCUAGAACUGAUCUUCAGUAACAUCCGUCCGUUUGUCUGUCCAGGAUUUUAAAUCACCUGUAGCUUGCAAACCAUUUGAACUAUUGACCUGAAAUUUGGUA
Polypterus senegalus (gray bichir) is the source of this 2345-nucleotide messenger RNA. RefSeq names its product mesoderm specific transcript (gene mest). NCBI's taxonomy places the organism in Eukaryota, Metazoa, Chordata, Cladistia, Polypteriformes, Polypteridae. The transcript is spliced from 14 exons. The record is from RefSeq and is a predicted model, not a curated record. Gene Ontology annotation, molecular function: catalytic activity. Bases 78 to 1181 code for a protein of 367 amino acids.